AGAGAAGAACAGCAGCCCGAGCGGCCGGAGUCGCACUCGGACCCUUCCCAGGGACGCCGAGGCCGGGCGGGCCCGGGCCAUGCGCGCCGCUCACUGAGGCCGAGGGAGGCCGCGAUGGAGGCGCCGGCGGGGGAACUCCCGGCGCGGGGCUGCGGCCCCCCGCCCGCGCCCGCCCCAGAGAGGAAGAAGAGCCACCGCGCGCCGUCGCCAGCCCGGCCCAAGGACGUGGCCGGCUGGUCUCUGGCCAAGGGCCGCCGCGGCCCAGGCCCGGGCGCCGCUGCCGCCUGUAGCGCCGCGUCCUCAACGCGGCCGGACAAGAAGGGGCGCGCGGUGGCGCCCGGAGCGCGGGGCGCAGGGCCGCGGGUGGCUGGGGUCCGCACCGGGGUGCGCGCCAAAGGCCGUCCGCGCCCGGGUGCGGGGCCGCGACCGCCUCCACCGCCUCCCAGCCUCACGGACAGCAGCUCCGAGGUGUCCGACUGCGCGUCGGAGGAGGCGCGCCUGUUGGGCCUGGAGCUGGCGCUGAGCAGCGAUGCCGAGUCGGCGGCCGGGGGCCCGGCGGGAGCCCGCACCGGGCAGCAGCCCCAGCCCGCGCCAUCCGCGCAGCAGCCUCCGCGGCCGCCUGCUUCCCCGGAUGAGCCGUCGGUGACCGCGUCGUCGGUGGGCAGCAGCCGCCUGCCGCUCAGUGCCUCGCUCGCCUUCUCCGACCUCACCGAGGAGAUGCUGGACUGCGGGCCCGGCGGCUUCGUGCGCGAGCUGGAGGAGCUGCGCUCCGAGAACGACUAUCUCAAGGAUGAGAUCGAGGAGCUACGGGCAGAGAUGCUGGAGAUGCGGGAUGUGUACAUGGAGGAGGAUGUAUACCAGCUGCAGGAGUUACGGCAGCAGCUGGACCAGGCCAGCAAGACUUGCCGCAUCCUGCAGUACCGACUGCGCAAAGCCGAGCGCCGCAGCCUCCGUGCUGCCCAGACUGGCCAGGUGGACGGCGAGCUCAUCCGAGGUCUGGAGCAGGAUGUCAAGGUCUCUAAGGACAUCUCCAUGAGGCUGCACAAGGAGCUUGAGGUGGUGGAGAAGAAGAGGGCACGGCUGGAGGAGGAGAAUGAGGAGCUUCGGCAGCGGCUCAUCGAGACGGAGCUGGCCAAGCAGGUGCUGCAGACCGAGCUGGAGCGGCCGAGAGAGCAUUCCUUGAAGAAAAGAGGAACCCGCUCCCUGGGGAAGACAGAUAAGAAGCCUUCUGCACAGGAGGACAGUGCGGACCUGAAAUGCCAGCUGCACUUUGCAAAGGAGGAGUCGGCCCUCAUGUGCAAGAAGCUCACCAAGCUAGCCAAGGAGAACGACAGCAUGAAGGAGGAGCUGCUCAAGUACCGCUCGCUCUAUGGUGACCUGGACGCUGCCCUGUCCGCGGAGGAACUGGCGGACGCCCCUCACUCCAGGGAGACCGAGCUCAAGGUACACCUGAAGCUGGUGGAGGAAGAGGCCAACCUGCUUAGCCGCCGCAUUGUGGAGCUGGAAGUGGAGAACCGGGGCCUGCGCGCCGAGAUGGAUGACAUGAAGGAUCACGGUGGCAGCUGCGGAGGGCCGGAGGCCCGGCUGGCCUUCUCUGUGCUGGGCAGCAGUGGUGGCGGCGAGUGUGGGGAGAGCCUGGCGGAGCUGCGGCGACACCUGCAGUUCGUGGAAGAGGAGGCCGAGCUGCUACGCCGCUCCUCCGCCGAGCUGGAGGACCAGAACAAGUUGUUGCUGAGCGAGCUGGCCAAGUACCGCUCCGAGCACGAGCUGGACGUGACGCUGUCGGAGGACAGCUGCUCGGUGCUGAGCGAGCCGUCGCAGGAGGAGCUGGCUGCGGCCAAGCUGCAGAUCGGCGAGCUCAGCGGCAAAGUCAAGAAGCUGCAGUACGAGAACCGCGUGCUCCUCUCCAACCUGCAGCGCUGCGACCUCGCCUCCUGCCAGAGCACACGCCCCAUGCUGGAGACGGACGCCGAGGCUGGGGACUCUGCCCAGUGUGUGCCCGCGCCGCUGAGCGAGGCCCACGAGCCCCACGCCGCCCGGCUCUGCAGGACCCGCGACACUGAGGCGCUGCCCGGGCUGCGGGAGCAGGCCAUCCUGGUCAGUAAAGCCAUUGAUGUCCUGGUGGCUGAUGCCAAUGGCUUCUCGGCUGGCCUACGGCUGUGCCUGGACAACGAGUGUGCUGACUUUCGGCUGCAUGAGGCCCCUGACAACAGUGAGGGGCCCAGGGACACUAAGCUUAUCCAUGCCAUCCUGGUGCGGCUGAGCAUGCUCCAGCAGGAGCUCAACACCUUUGCACGAAAGGCAGAUGUGGUCCUGGGGGGCUCUGGCAAGGAGCAGCCAGAGCCCUUCUCCACGCUGCCCUCCUUGGGCUCCCAGGGACCCUCCAAAGAGAUCAUCCUAGCCAAGGACCUUGGCUCAGACUUCCAGCCGUCUGACUUUAGGGACCUGCCGGAAUGGGAGCCCAGGAUCCGAGAGGCCUUUCGCACUGGUGACUUGGACUCCAAGCCUGAUCCCGGUAGGAGCUUCAGGUCUUACCGAGCUGAAGACAAUGAUUCCUAUGCCUCUGAGAUCAAGGAGCUGCAAUUGGUGCUGGCCGAGGCCCAUGACAGCCUCCGGGGCCUGCAAGAGCAGCUGUCACAGGAGCGGCAGCUGCGCAAGGAGGAGGCCGACAACUUCAACCAGAAAAUGGUCCAGCUGAAGGAGGACCAGCAGAGGGCACUGCUGAGGCGGGAGUUCGAGCUGCAGAGUCUGAGCCUGCAGAGAAGGCUGGAGCAGAAGUUCUGGAGCCAGGAGAAGAACACGCUGGUGCAGGAGUCCCAGCAGUUCAAGCAUAACUUCCUGCUGCUCUUCAUGAAGCUCAGGUGGUUCCUGAAGCGCUGGCGGCAGGGCAAAGUCUUGCCCAGUGAGGGGGAUGACUUCCUGGAGGUAAACAGCAUGAAGGAACUGUAUCUGCUUAUGGAGGAAGAGGAGAUAAAUGCCCAGCAUCCAGAUAACAAGGCCUGCACGGGGGACAGCUGGACCCAGAACACGCCCAGUGAGGACAUCAAGACGCUGGCUGACAUGAAGGUGACGCUGAAGGAGCUGUGCUGGCUGCUCCGGGACGAGCGCCGAGGUCUGACCGAGCUUCAGCAGCAGUUUGCCAAGGCCAAGGCCACCUGGGAGACUGAGCGGGCUGAGCUCAAGAGCCAUGCUGCCCAGAUAGAGCUGAAGGCUGGGAAGGGUGCCCUGCAGAGGGAGCGGGAGGAGCAGCAGCACCUCCUGGCUGAGUCCUACAGUGCAGUCAUGGAGCUGACGCGCCAGCUGCAGGUCAGCGAGCGCAACUGGAGCCAGGAGAAGCUGCAGCUUCUGGAGCGGCUUCAGGGUGAGAAGCAGCGAGUGGAGCAGCAGGUGAAGGAUCUCCAGAACCGCCUCAGCCAGCUUCAGAAGGCUGCUGAGCCCUGGGUCCUGAAACACGCAGACCUGGAGAAGCAGGACAACAGCUGGAAAGAGACGCGCAGCGAGAAGAUCCACGACAAGGAGGCUGGGUCUGAAGCCGAACUUGGGGGAACUGGCUUAAAGAGGACCAAGUCUGUUUCCUCCAUGUCUGAGUUCGAAAGCUUGCUGGACUGUUCCCCUUACCUUGCUGGUGGAGAUGCCCGGGGCAAGAAGCUGCCCAACAGCCCUGCCUUUACUUUCGUUGGUAGCGAGCCGGUGGAGCCAGAAAAAGACACCAAGGAAAAGCCUGGGCUCCUACCACGGGGCUGCAGCCGCCUGGGCUCCCUGGCCUGCCAGGACCCUGCAGGGAAGCAGAUGCAACGCAGCUAUACAGCUCCGGACAAGACAGGCAUCCGCGUCUACUACAGCCCCCCAGUGGCCCGACGCCUGGGUGUCCCUGUGGUCCAUGACAAGGAGGGCAAGGUCCUCAUUGAACCUGGCUUUCUCUUCACCACAGCCAAACCCAAAGAGUCAACUGAGGCCGAUGGGCUGGCUGACAGCGCCUAUGGCCGGUGGCUCUGCAAUUUCUCCCGGCAGCGCCUGGAUGGAGGCUCUGGGGGCAGCCCAUCUGCGGCUGGGCCUGCCUUUCCAGCGGCCCUGCAUGACUUUGAGAUGUCAGGCAACAUGAGCGAUGACAUGAAGGAGAUCACCAAUUGUGUGCGACAGGCCAUGCGCUCGGGCUCGCUGGAGAGGAAAGUGAAGAGUACAUCCAGCCAGACGGUGGGCCUGGCCAGCGUGGGGACGCAGACCAUCCGCACGGUCAGUGUGGGCCUGCAGACUGACCCACCACGCAGCAGCCUCCACGGCAAGAGCUGGUCACCCCGCAGCUCCUCGCUUGUGUCCGUGCGCAGCAAGCAGAUCUCCUCCUCCCUGGACAAGGUCCACUCGCGCAUCGAACGGCCCUGCUGCUCCCCGAAGUACGGCUCACCAAAGCUGCAGAGGCGAUCCGUGUCUAAGCUGGAUAACACCAAGGACCGCAGCCUGUGGAACCUGCACCAGGGCAAGCAGAAUGGCUCAGCGUGGGCCCGUUCUACCACCACACGGGACAGCCCCGUGCUGAGGAACAUCAACGAUGGGCUGUCCAGCCUCUUCAGUGUGGUGGAGCAUUCAGGGAGCACUGAGUCUGUCUGGAAACUGGGCAUGUCUGAGGCCCGGGUCAAGCCCGAGCCUCCUAAGUAUGGCCUCGUGCAGGAGUUCUUCCGUAAUGUGUGUGGCCGGGCACCAAGCCCUACCUCGGUGGUGGGAGAGGAGAGCUCUAAGAAGCCAGAGCCCCUCUCACCUGCCAGCUACCAUCAGCCAGAGGGCGUGAUCAGGAUCCUGAACAAGAAGGCAGCCAAGUCAGGCUGCAGCGAGGAGGCCAGACCCACCAUCGCUCUCCAGGUGGGGAAGGAUGGUGUCCUUCGGGAUGGAGACGGAGCCUCUGUCCUUCCCAAUGAGGACGCUGUUUGUGACUGCAGUGCUCAGUCUCUCGCCUCCUGCUUUGCCCGGCCAUCCCGCUCUGCCAUCCGCCAUUCACCUUCCAAGUGCAGGCUGCACCCUUCCGAGUCUGGUUGGGGUGUGGAGGAGAGGGCAGUCCCCCCCAGCGAGUGACAGAGCAGUAUGCUUUCCACAUCAAGCAGCCCAGUCCCUGGAGAUGCUGUGAAGAGUCAUGCCUUCAGCCUUGCUGCGCCCUGGAGGGUCAGCAGCUAUGCCACUGCCAGAAAAGAGCUUUCACACCAAGGUAAAGCAGGGUCUCCAGUGACCGGUGUCCUCUGACUUCUGGGGGAUGGCAGUGAGCCGGAGAAAGACCAAGCCUGGGUGACCAAGAGUGGGCCUUAGAAACUUCCCUGGAGAGCUCCGUCAAGGGCUGAUCCUUGGGUCCCGAAGGAGACCGUUCCCUGGCUCCACCCACACCCACUUCUUGGAAGAGCCCAAGAAGGGAGGCACUCCUGGCCAUUCCUCGGGACAGGAGCCCACAGUGAUGUCUCUGCCGACCACACACCCCUUCGCUGGGGAGGAGACACCAUUGAGAAGAACAGGUCCAGCUUGGGGUUCCUGGCAGCGUUGUGCCGGGCAUAUCACCGUCGCCCUGUUCCCUCCACUACCUGCUCCUCCCAGCCCUGCUGCUUGGGUUGCUGGGACUCUUGGGGGUAUGAUAGGGCAGUAGCCAGGGCCAAGUAGGCUUGGAAUCCUGGAGCCCUGGAUCUCCCUGUCCUUUUCCUGAUACAGCAAGAACUGGGAGGCAAGUGGAACAUGCAGGGCUUAAGGUUGGGAAGCCAUUAAGAACUGCCUUCCUUGCCAAGGUGAGUUGGGAAGCCCAACCUUCCCAGGAGGCUCCGUGAAGACAGAAGUGGGUAAGGUCCAUCUCAAGACCUAGUCCCCAGAUAAAUGCCUCCAUGCUAUGCCUUGAUCUCUGGAACCUCUCUCUUAUACCCGGGAGGGGCCCUAUAUCUCCACUGUGUUCACAUCCUGCAGCUGGUGGAGGGCAAAGACACUCCCACUGAGAGACUCCUAGGUAGUCAGUCAGGCCAGGGAGAACUCCAGGAGGCCAAUGUCCCAGGACACAGCCCAGGACUAGGGCUAGAAACAUAUUUCUUGCCUAGAUUGUUUAUUUGAAUUUUUUGUACUUUUAAGUAUUUAAGGUGGUUUACUUUAUUUUAAUAAUUUAAUUUUCCCCAAAGCCCGUAAGGUAAUUUAUUGGAGGUUGAGACAUGUAUUCUUUCCACUAGGACAAUGUGGGGCUCCUAACCCCACGGAUAGGCAUGUGGUCUCCUGUGUGAAUGAGGCAGCUCAGUUCCAGCUCUGGAUUCCUGGUUACUUUGAGAGGUUCCCUAACACCACCAACCUCAGACCACCACUUUUAUUUAGCACCUGGUACUUUCCUGGCCCCUGGAGGUCAGUCUGUAAAUGCUCCAGACAGGGUGGUGAGGUGGACUGACCUCACCACUCCCCAAAUGUCCUCCCUUUCCCUUCUGAUAUCCCCCAUCCUCUGACACCUUCUUUAGUGAGUCAAACAUGGAUGACUAUAGCUCUUAUCAAGAGCACAGAGACCCCUUCAAGCUCCCCCAAGUGAGAACUUGCAGGAAAACAGGAUGGACUUCGAGAAUGUUGUUUAUUGCAGCUUUGCACAUGGAUCUGAGAGUGUCUACCAGCCUGCCAGCCUUUUCACCAGCCUGUCUCCUUAGCCUUAUGGCCGUUCAUGGCUCUGCUCUGACCCCAGCUCUACUGCCUACCCUUCCCAUGCUCAUGGGAGCCUCUGGGCCCAUCCAGUGGACUGCAGCAUGGUUCACUUCAGUACAGUGAGGACGGCCUCACUUGGUGCCAAUGAACCCAUUUUGGUUGAAUACCCCACACACAUAUGCCAGAUGUGCAGCCCUCCUGUCAUUGGCUGGGGUCCUAGAGUCCGUCCCAGGAUGGAUGGGCAGAACUCCCCAUCAGAAAGGCUGAGAGCCAACAACAUUGCUGGUUUGCCCCCAGACUCAGGAGACACUCUGCAUUCCCACCUGUCACUUCCCAGUCCAUCUUUUCAGGGUCGUCUGGACCAGUUACUCAAAGCCCUUCAUCCCCAUUCCCUCUGGGCACCACAUCAGUGUCCUGUCAGUCCUACCAGCUGCUGCCUCAUGCCCUAGUGACUUGUAUGGGCAGAGCCACAGGCCGAAGGAACUGUGGGCCUUCCCUGUGGGAUGCCACUGCUCCUACCCAAGAGGUCAUGGGCCCCUCAAAGGUUAUCUCCAAGUGAGGGGAUUCACACCAGGCCACAGCCAACAGAGGCCUUCUGCCACUUCCCAGAGCUGUAGAAGGCCAGGGAGGCUGUGUUCUCAGCCUUGGGGAGAAAUCCUCAUAAGACCCAACCCUUGGGGCCCACGGGCCACUCAGCCUUACCAUCGUUAAUUGAGAUUUUCAUGUGUCCUUGUUGUCUCAGCACCUGGCCUGUGGCCCCAGUGGGUGUCGGAGACCCCUGUUUCUACUUCUUGCAUCCACUGUGCAAGGCUACUCAUCACUGUUCCAACAGAAGCCUCUAGAUGUGGGGCUUGAUGGGGUUGAAAAUGUUAUGUGUAAAUAUUGGUUUGGUUUUUAGCAUUACUUGGUAACUGGUUGUUUUCUUUUUUGGGGGUGGGAGGGUUGGUUUGUAAAAACUCUCUACUCUUUUGGAAUGUAAUUUCUAAGUUUGUUUCUUCAAAUGCCUUUUAUGUCUUGGUAACAUUCCCAAAGCAGAAAACUGCCUGUCCUACAGUGGGGACUCCCUGGAGGACUUGGCUCCCAGGAAGAACACUGCCCUUGUCCCUUUCUUCCCCUUCCUACUUCCUUCCACUUGUUGCUCCCCUAGCCAUCUUCCUCCUUUUCUCCUCCUCUCUUUCUUCAACCAAAGUCCCAAGGUACCCUGGUAUUCCACACUGCCUGGCUUGGACCCAUGGGGUUGGCAUCAGUUGUUUUUGGGGGAAAGGGAGGCAGUUCCAUGGUUGAACCUAAACUGGGUCACUUCACAUUUCUUAUGUCUGAUCUCUUCCAAGAGCCAAAUUUAACUCUUCUGGGGGCAAUGGUGACUGGCUUUGGAAAUGAAAAUUAAACCACUUUGGUGCCACCAAGGCUUGAAUAUACAAGGCAUCAGCAUCCAGUUUCCUGGCCCCUGGCAGACUUCAUCUCCAUCCUUUCCCCACCAAAGGCUGACCUCUAAGAAGUCCUACUUCAAAUGGGCUCCACCCUGUGGCCUCCCAGAGAUGCCGUUCUACCAGCUGUCAUCCAGGUGUCAGUGCUGGGUAUCAAACCCUAGCAUAGCCCUGUGCAGCCAACAUCCAGCUAAGCUAUGCCCUGAUGCCCUUAUGGCUCCACCAUGCCACUUCUGUGUAUUGUUUGUGGAUUUGCUUCCAGCCUCUUUUCCUCCUGCCUCCCUUUCCUUACCCAUACAGAAUGCCCCCCCUUCCAACCUGUCAGCCCCAAGCUCCCACUACCUCCUCACUAAUGAUAAUAGGCCCUUCCUGGGCACUUCACUAAUUAGAGGUCACUCCCCUGCCCCAUCUCCUUCAGAUCUUUCAAGGACAGCUCUGGGAGGCAGCCUUGGCAGGACAGGGUUGGUGCAUCCAUUCUGCAGGUGAGGAAACUGAGGCACAGGUUUUAUCUCAGAGCCCCCAACUGGAUGGUCAUCAAGUUUGGAUGAGCACUUGGAUCUUGGGUCCCCCAACUCUACUUUGUUCUGCUUCCUGUGCAAACCCACUGUCCCCUUGGGGCACUGGCUAGGUACAGGACAAUCAGAAUAUGCCAUUACCAACCCAGAUGGGAAACAAGCCACUCAAACCGCUGGACCGGUGUGUUCCACAAGGUAGGUCAGGGACCUCCUGCAUCAGACUUCCCUGAGGGUCUGGUCAAAAUGCAGAUCCCUGAGUCCAGCCACAGCCUUCUGGACUGAGACUCUGCAUCUUUAACCAACUCCCUGGGGCAUCCUAAGCACCCUUGAUCACAGCAUUUAUGUUUCCAGCCCUGACCAUUAGGCAAGAGUUCUUUUAAACAAUAACCCCAGUGCUGUAUUUAAAAAUAAAAAAAAAUUUAAAAAAAGCUCUGAGCACUGUGCUGGGAUCUAGGAAACCUGGCCCUCAACCAAGCUCUGUUUGGGUUUAGUUACUCUGAGGGUUUACAAAAAGCAUCAGAGGCAAUUUACAAUCUUAGUCAUAUGUAUUUAAUAAGAUAACAAAAAGAGAAAGUCAAAAGAAAGGUGACUUAUUUCCCAAAUCUAUGUGAGGUAAUUCAAUAAUAAUGCAAUUAAAUUUCGCUCUCGAGUUUCCUAGUAGUCAUGGUAAAAGGACAAACACACCAGGAUUUUAUAACUUUCAUCAUUCAAUACAGGGAAGUAAGUGUGUCUGCCAUGGGAAACAAUCUCUUCUGCUACUAACUUAGAGCAUGGCUCCUUUCUUCAAAGGCCAUGGAGCCUGUUUUAACAGGUUGACCUUAGAUGCAAGAAUGUUUUUCAAUUGACUGUUUACAAAAAUAAAUUAAUAAAUAAACUGUCACCAGCUUGAAUGAACUUGGCCAAAUUAUGUGACUAAUCUAUGCCUCAGUUUCCUCAGCCAAAAAGUGGGAAUGAUGUCCGACCUUGCGUAGCUCUAGUGAGGAUGCUUGUAGUCUACUUGGAAAAGUGGGAGGUUCUGUGCACACGGAGGUGAUCUGAACACAUUCAGUGUCCCCAUUCAGCCCCUCAGUGCCUUGGCUCAGGAUGACACCCAUCUGACUCCCUUAUUAGUCUUAAAAAAUAGAAAGUGGGCUAGUGGAGUGGCUCAAGCAGUAUGAGCACCUGCUCAGCAAGCAUGAAGCUCUGAGUUCAAACCCCAUGUUGCCAAAAAAAAAAAAAAGUUCUGAAAAAAUAGAAAAUGGGCCAUCAGAUAGUCUAGAACAACCUUGUCCCUUUUUUAAUUGUGGCAAAAUAUAACAUGAAAUUUUC
Molecule: messenger RNA, 9883 nt
Organism: Castor canadensis (American beaver)
Lineage: Eukaryota; Metazoa; Chordata; Mammalia; Rodentia; Castoridae
Gene: Mtcl2
Product: microtubule crosslinking factor 2
Biological process (GO): regulation of autophagy; insulin receptor signaling pathway
Source: RefSeq, a predicted model, not a curated record